Molecule: messenger RNA, 2512 nt
Organism: Exophiala viscosa
Lineage: Eukaryota; Fungi; Ascomycota; Eurotiomycetes; Chaetothyriales; Herpotrichiellaceae
Exons: 2
Coding region: 417-2153 (578 amino acids)
Biological process (GO): regulation of ruffle assembly
Cellular component (GO): ruffle membrane
Molecular function (GO): phosphatidylinositol binding
Source: RefSeq, a predicted model, not a curated record
CCUAGCUCUUACUGUUCGCUGCCAGCGAUGAAGCCCUUACCUUAGCAUCCCGGCUCUCCGCCCGGUACUAUUGAGUGACUAAGAUAUGCCUCUCCGCCACGCACUGCUUGCGUUGGCUGCGUCAAAGAAACCCAAUGACGUGCGGUUGUGCUUCUGUAACCACCAGGUCAGCAUUUUUGUUCGGCUGCCACCGGAGUUCCUGAGUUGAAGGACGACUCUGAAUACUCCCUGCGGUGUACGCGGCUGAGCAUCGUCCACCUACACGCCUGAGAACUCACCAGAUUGCAGGAAUGAAAAGAAAUAUACCGAGACGUUCCUUUGCGCCGUCCUAACCAAGCCAGAUUGGCAGAUAGAGCCGCGUCACUGCCCACCUUCCCACUGCGGUUGAGCCGACUCCAGCUUCACCGUCACCGACUAUGGCGCAGGCCUCCGAUUCUGCCAGCACAGCGUAUGGGGCAAAUAAGACGGUUUGGGAGAAGACCAAGGAUUACUCGGGCACCGCUUACGAAAAAGCGCUGAAGCCAGGGUUCAAUAAGGCUUACAGCUUUGUCAACAAGCUUGAAGCGCCUGUCAAUCGCUUAUCCAACAAAGUCGGUUCGGAAGCCUUUUGGCCCACGUCGUUGGACAAGGAGUCGGAGAAGGCUGCGCGCAUUCUGCGGGGGUUUUGUAAAGAUGGAUUCUACGAACAAGUCGACGAGAAACAGGCGGAAAAGGUGGCCGAGCGCAAAGCAACAGUAGAUGGCGCACCCGUGGGAAGGCAGAGGGUACUACAAAAGAUUCCCGCAAAGGUGAUUAAGAACUGCGUUGGCCUGGCCAUAUACACAACAAUGCGUACAGGAUGGCUUUUUGGCGGAUCUGGUGGUGCCGGAGUUUUGGUCGGCCGGCAUCCAGAAACAGGUGAAUGGAGUCCCCCAAGCGGUAUUCAGACACAGAAUAUGUCGUUUGGUUUCCUGGCCGGUGUCGAUAUCUAUGACUCGGUGCUGGUGAUCAACUCAUACAAAGCUCUCGAAGCAUUUACGAAGCUGAGAUGCACUCUCGGAACUGAAGUUGGCGUUGCGGCAGGUCCUGUUGGAAUGGGAGGAUCCCUUGAUACUGAGGUGGUCAAACGUCAUUCUCCGAUCUGGUCAUACGUCAAGAGCCGUGGUCUUUAUGCUGGAGUGGCACUCGAAGGCAAUGUAGUGAUCGAACGAACGGAUGAAAAUGAACGAUUCUACGGCGAGCGCGUUGGCGUCACCGACAUUCUGGUUGGCAAAGUCCGGUAUCCGCCCGUGGAAAAGUAUCAAGUGUUGUUAGAUACCCUGAGAGCCGCUCAAGGCGAGCAGGUAGAUGAGAGUUUGCUCCCAGAUGGACAGGCUCCCAGUGAUAUGGAGCUUCUCACAGACGCAAACUCCUUUGGCAUCCCUGCGGAGGACGAUCCCGACCCGUACGGCGUGAAAGCUUUGGAAGCGGAAGGACUGAGUAUCCGAGAAGCAGGGACACAUCAACGGCCAAGUGCGGAAGUGUUUGAGUUUAGACCGUCACCAACCAGUCCCAUAUAUGCGCAUUUCUCACGGAAGAGCGUUGACGGCUCUGUCAGAAGUCGGACAUGGAGAGAUAGUACUCACAGCCUGGCCAGCAUCGAUCGGGCAACACAAACCAAUGAAGAUGAGCCCAACAGUGCCAAUCGAAGUCCGAAGAGAGAUUCAGUUAAGGGCGGCGAGACUCCCAUGAAGCAUAGUCAGCAUGUCGACGAUGAGACCGACGACAACGACAAUGACAAUGACAACGAUGAUCACCACGACCACGACCACGACCAUCAUGAGCGUAGCGAGUCAUUCUCGGACCUGGAGGACGUGGAUUCUGAUGUUGAGGUACACACCGCCGUGCCUGUGAUGGCACGAGCAAGGGUUGUCGAAUUGCCCAAGCGCGCACCUCCUGCAUUACCACCACGAAACCCUGGAAGAGUGGCCUCGCCUACUUCGAGUAUUCAAGCUCCAGUGGAUGGGUUCGAUAGGAUAUCCUUGGAGGGCAAUUCGGAGGAGAGACAUAACGGCGAUCAGGUGCAUUCGCCAACAACGGCUCAAGACAAUGCAGAACAAGGUUUUCAUUCGGUUCCUGCAACACCUAAUGAGGAAUCGAGAGAAACCAACACCUUGCCAGGGUCUUUCGAAUGAAAGCGAUGCCAUGUUAACGACUGAAGCGGGAUGGGAAUUGAAAAAGAAACGCAUAGCGUAGACUCACUACAGCAGGUACACCGUUUGUGAUUUGCAUCCAGCUAAUUGAGAUGGAAGGAUUCCAGUACGAUGCCAUGACAAGUUUGAGAUGUUCUUGCCUGGUUGAUACUGUUGAGUCGUUCUUGCAUCUUGGAAAAUGAGAGAGUGGAAAUGGCAAGUGCUGCGUGGUCGUGCAGCCUCUUUAUCUUUCUCACUCUGCUAUUCUUUUCUUGCUUCUCAUUCUAUCACACCACACUUCAUCCUUUGGGCUGCCACUCCUUUUUGGUCAACAUUGCUACGACUGUAUUCAUCUGUUGCUG